Molecule: messenger RNA, 3662 nt
Organism: Oncorhynchus kisutch (coho salmon)
Lineage: Eukaryota; Metazoa; Chordata; Actinopteri; Salmoniformes; Salmonidae
Product: serine protease 23
Exons: 2
Coding region: 980-2155 (391 amino acids)
Biological process (GO): proteolysis
Molecular function (GO): serine-type endopeptidase activity
Source: RefSeq, a predicted model, not a curated record
UCUCACCAUCCUAAAAGCAGAUUUGUCCAGUUGAGACAUGUCACGUUUUUUAUGUGUACAGCAGGGGCGCUAGGACCGUGAGGGAGAGCGCCUCUAAAUGCAUUUUCAGUAACAUUUUCAGACAGUUAUUUGUAAGCGCGUUUGAGCCGGAUAGCAGUUGAAGCGACUCACACGGACGGACAGCCACUUUGAGUAGGAAUGAAUAUAAGCCAAUAGUUGACUCUCACCAAUAAACUUUGCUUUGACCGAAUUGAUUAGGACACGUUAUCAAAGUGGGGACUCGCUCUCUGCGGAACUGUGAAGAGAGAGAGAGAGAGAGAGAGAGAUAGAUAGAUACCUGUCACACUGAAGCGAUGGGAGAAAUCUGGAGAAUUGAUAUGCCCGAUAUUUUUGAAGGGGGCGAAAACGUGAAUUGGAUUUAAACACAGACUAACCUUUUAACAAAAAGGUACAGUAUGACAUUUAUUGUCAUUCUAAGUAGCCUAAUAAUUUGUUAAUCGUUAUUUUGAAUAUAAUUAUAGCUGGUUUGUCACCAGGAGGCUACAUUGUAACAUCACUUUUUUUAGUCUGGGAAAUGUUUUGCAAAGUAACUAAUAUUGUUGCUCCACUACUGUAAGUGAACGUUUCAUAGCUAAACAUGUACUUUUGCCAAAGUCACUCCCCCCCUUUCAGUGAGUUGAGUAUACUGCCUCCCACCCAGCACUAUUCCCCUGUAUUGGUGCAACUCAAUAGUGACAGGGCAAGGUAAACAUCAUCUGUUGUCUUUGGGGUCUAACAACAACCCAACGAGUGUACAUGGCACAGUACUACAUUCACUCAUGAUGAAUGUGGUUGGGGAAUGACAAAAGACCCAGUGAGGGGGUUUUCAGGACAAAGCUCUGGCCCUGGGAAGCAGGUUGUUCUCAGAAUUCCAGAGCCUUCACUCAAGGGUCAAAGAUGAGAUGAAGAAUGCCGACAACAGCUUUCAGUGUUUUUCUCAAUGACCAUGUAUCCACAUCCAAACUCUGGCCUGGCUCAUCUCUCCAUCUUAGUCCUGCUCCUCUCACUCCUCCUCCCCCUCUCUCUGCCAUCUCGAGCCCCCCCUCACCAACUCCCCGUCCACCUCCCCUCACUGGUGCCCCAUGCACCCCUGCCCCUCUCCCGCUCUAGCUUCAGUUCCCAGACUCAACUAGACUUCACCACUCACUGCAAUGCCAGCUGUUACCACAAAGGAGCGCAAGAGAGCAGGCGAGAGCACCUGACUGAGCAGCUGGCAUUCGAGACGCUCUAUGCAGACGGUUCUCGUACCCUCACCACUGUGGAUGUGGCGGAUGAGGAUAAUUAUGAGGGCACCAUCAGUCCUGCCAUUCAACCUCCAACAAGAGGACGUAGAGUUACCAGUAGGCACAGACGUCAGAAAAGACAGAUCUACGGGGCUGAUGGGCGCUUCAACAUACGCGGUGACCACUUCCUGUUGGACUACCCAUUCUCCACAGCUGUGAGGAUCUCCACCGGCUGCACUGGGGUCCUAGUGUCUCGACUCCAUGUCCUGACGGCCGCCCACUGUGUGCAUGAUGGGAAGGACUACGUCAAGGGAGCCCGUAAACUGAGGGUAGGCUUCCUGACUCCUCCGUACAUCAACGGCACCAAGCCCAGCCAGACCCCCACCAAGAAGCCCCUGGUGCGCUGGGUCCGGGUCAAACGCACCCGUGUCCCAAAGGGCUGGAUCCAGGGCCCCCAAGAGGUCAGCAUGGACUUUGACUACGCCCUCUUGGAGCUGCGCUGGCCCCAUCGCCGGCCCUUCAUGCGUCUGUCUGUGGCUCCCUCCUCUGACGACCUGGCAGGGAAACGCAUCCACUUCUCUGGGUUUGACAGUGACAGGCCUGGGGAGCUGGUCUACCGCUUCUGUCCUGUGGAGGACGAGUCUAACGACCUGAUCUACCAGCACUGUGAUGCCCGGCCGGGGGCCAGCGGCUCUGGGGUGUACGGCCGCGUGUGGGACACGGCUCUGGAACGCUGGGAGAGGAAAGUCAUCGGCAUUUUCUCUGGACACCAGUGGCUGGAGAUUGAUGGGGAGAACCGCGACUACAACGUGGCUGUGAGAUUCACCCCGCUGAAGUUUGCCCAGAUCUGUUACUGGGUGCAUGGGAACCGAGUGGACUGUAGUCAGGACUGAGAGAGAAGGGGAGGGGGGAUGGCCUAUAAAAAAAGAGGCUAUGAAGUCCAUGACAGAUAACUAUUUAAAGUAAGCACAAAAACCUUUAAAGGAGAUGUGGAGAGGAAAUUACUCCCCAACUCAAUUUUUAAAAGGGUAAGAGUGAAACUGGAUUUAAUCCUAAUAAAACAUCUACAAUACUAUCGAAAACAGGACUGCUAAACCGUCAUACACCGUAACAGGUUUCCCUUGGAGGUGUUAACCACUGUGACUAGGAGCCUUGCUGUUUUAUAACUAUGGUAGCAGCCAUUAACUUUAUACUUUGGAAUAGUAUUGAACAGCGUUAGCCAAUGGAGCAACUAUUGGACUUUGUUUUUUUUAGAUAUCAUACUCUCCCAUUGUUCUCCGUAAUACUGUGGCUGCAUGUUUUCAACAUUUAGGAUCAAAUGUGCGGGUGUGGAGUUGAUUUUACAAAGAGAUGUGGGGAGGGUACCGUCACUUAAGGAUGUGAAUGAUUUUGGAAAGUACAGGGACUUCUCAUUCUGGAUUAGAAAGACACCUGUAAAAUAUAUACACUCAGCCCCAAUGGUCCAGAGGCAUAUCUAGCCACACUGACAAGAUACGGCACCUCAAUACACCAAACAUGUCAAAAAGGGUCAAAGGUAUCAAUGGUGAAAUCAACAAAAGUCAGACUCUGAAAACCUAAGGGAAUUUCUUACUCAAUGCUGGCAGCAUAAACUACUUGCUUUCAAGCGGGUUAGGGGGUGAAAAUCAGAAUGUUGGUGACAUUUUUUGUAAAUGCCUAUUUUAAUAAAUCUUUUAGUUUAUCAUUAAUGCUUGUGUCAGUUAUGGAAACCAACAGGUAUACAAAAAAUGAGUUGCUACUUGCUACUGUAAAAUGGAAUCCACUUUUCGGAGUUAGAGUGCCCUCAUGUGGUCAGUAUGUAAACAUUUAGGAUACAUGCCUUUGGUCUUUAUUUAAAUUUUUUCAAAUUUGACCACUUCUGACAAUAAAACUCAAUCAAGCAGAUGUUAAAAGGUAUACAUUGCACAGAAAACCAAGUUCACCAAUUUCAAAUAAAAGUAUCACUUCCCAGUGUAAGCAGGUUCCUGAACCAACCAAACAUUUAAUAGAUCAACGAAGUGACAAUUUAUUCAGAUAUUACCCAGACACUUAACAAUGAUUUACACAGGAAGCCCAUUCCGAUCUUUCAACCAAUUAUUGGCAAUAUAUUUUCUCACUGGCCAAAAGACCAAUAAUUAGGCAAAAGAUCAGAAUUGGGCUGCCUGUGUAAAGGCAGCCAAUAGGAUAUCAAUAUUUUUGCCUAAAACACAUAUUCCAUUUGGACAGGCUAGAUUAUCAACCAUAUUAGCUUGUCAUUCCUCAAAUCACACAAGCUAGACAAAAAUAAAAGGCAGAGUACAAAGUUCGUUUAGUGCCUUUUUAUUAGAGAUAAGGAGACGAUACAAAACAUCCACCAUUCAAUACCAGUCUAAAUUCUGAACACAGGCUGUUCAAAUACGUCAC